GUAGAGACACAGCGCGAGGGAGGGUGGUGUGAGUGUGUUUGUGUGUGUGUGUGAGAGAGAGAGAGAGAGAGCAGGCCACUACCGGCCGCUGCUCCAGCUCCGGUUCACUCGCGGAGCCCGGCGAGCUCCACUCUGUGCCGUUCUGGACGCUAAGAACAGUCGGUGGAUAGAAAGAGCCAGGACGCGCACCACACACAAGACCCCUUCUGCCAGGAGAGAGAGAGAGAGAGAGAGAGAGAGGGCAAGGAACAGAGAGACAGACAGAGGAGAAGAAAAAGAAGACGUCUUGGAAGACACCCCCUCACACACGCACACACGCACACACACACACACACACACACACGCACGCACGCACGCACACACACACACACACACACACACACACACACACACACACACACACACAUAAACAGUCAUACAUACACACCUCCCCUUUCCCAGCCAUCAGCAAGCUAUUUUUUUACACCCCACAAGUAUCCUACCACAGAAAAAAAAAACUUUUUUCUUCCUCAUUGGAAAAAAGAAAAUCCCUCCUAAGAAACUCCAACAAAUCAGUCAGAGAGCCCUCACGAAGCAGAAGAAGAUGGCCCAGAAGUCGCUGAAAGUGGUGGCGUCUAAGUUCUUAGGAGCUUUCUGGAAGCCGUUUCCUUUAAUCACAACACCAGACAAUAAGAAGAAAUCUUUCGGUCAGAUUGCAGCGGACCACUGGAGAGACACCGUCACGUGACCCCCGGUACCAAAUGGUCUUCCGGCAGUGGCUCUCAACAAGGACCGGAGCACAAGAAGACGCCGCCACUUCUCUCAGAAAUGCAGAAGACAACAUACUACGACAACUCCUCUGCGCUUUUUGGUGGCUACUCGUCCUACCAGGUGCAGGGGGCGGCAGCGGCAGCAGCAGCCGCCAACGGCUUUGGGGGCUACGAUGCACCGGUCCCAGUGUCCCACCAUCAGCCGGCCUUCCAGUCAGCGACCCAUCUGGAUGUGGAUUCGUACCAGCGCUCGGCCUGCUCUUUACAGUCACUGGGCAGUAACAGUGGCCACCAACAGCAGCAGCAGCAGCUAGCCAAGACCAAGGAGCUGAAUGGCAGCUGCAUGCGGCCCAGUCUGCCGUCUGAGCACCACCCUGGCUCCCAGGUGUCCCCCCCACUGCCCCCCAACCCCAGCAACGGCAAUACUGGGGCUCAGCAGCCGGGGGGCAGUGCUGGGGCCUCCUCGGCCUCUAAAUCAGGCCCCAAUAAGUUGUCUAAUUCUUCCUCCUCCACAUCGUCCUCCACAUCGUCCUCCUCCUCCUCACUGCCCCCCAACCCGACGAUGGCCAAGCAGAUCUUUCCCUGGAUGAAAGAGUGUCGACAGGCGACCAAGCAGAAAAACUGUUCCCCCAGCAACAACUCUGGCAACGCGUCAGGAGGAGCUGAGAGUUGCAGCAGUGGGGAGAAGAGUCCUACGGGCGGAUCGUCAGCGUCAUCUAAGCGGGCCCGUACGGCGUACACCAGCGCCCAGCUGGUUGAGCUGGAGAAGGAGUUCCACUUCAACAGGUACCUGUGCCGGCCGCGGCGCGUGGAGAUGGCCAACCUGCUCAACCUGUCCGAACGCCAGAUCAAGAUCUGGUUCCAGAACCGACGCAUGAAAUACAAGAAGGACCAGAAGUCCAAGGGCCUGAGCUCCAGUUCUGGAGGGCCCUCACCGACUGGCUCCCCACCCCUGACCAUGCAGUCCUCCGCCAGCUUCCUCAACUCAAUGCACCCCAUGGGAGGGGGAGGUGGGGGAGGUGGGGGAGGCUACGACGUCCCCUCUCCGCCAUCCUUUGGCAAGCCCCACCAGGGAGUGUCUUACUCCAUGUCCACUGCCUACUCCAAUGUCCCCAUGAAGGGCUGCCCCCCCCAACAGAAGUAUGGCGCCCCAGACCAGGACUAUGGCGACCCCCAUCCUCACCACGGCCUCGUGCAGGCCAACAACGCUGGCUACGGGACUCCCACCAGUAUGCAGGCCAGUCCAGUCUACGUGGGGGGUGGCAGCUAUGUGGAACCCAUGCCUGGCUCGGGGCCCUCCAUGUACGGGCUAAACCACCUAGGCCCCACGCCAACCCACCAUCAAACCAUGGACUACAAUGGCGCAGGGCCUAUGUCGGCCACCAACCAGCACCACGUGGGCGGAGGGGGCCCCCCGGGUCCCUGUGACCCACCCACACACCCGACGUACACCGAGCUGUCGGCGCACCACACCUCGACUCAGGGCAGAAUCCAGGAAGCACCCAAGCUCACUCACCUGUAGCAGGUUUGGAACAAAAUGACAACGUAGGAAAUAGCGAAGACGACACAGAACAUGUAAGACGACGUGACUCAUUAACAGACUAACUAACACGUGGGGACUCUACUGCUGCAAUGGGACGGCAGGAGAGACGAAAGGAGACAGACAGGAGCACAAAGGGGAGCAAUCAGUGUUUGGUGUUGUCCACCCCACCCCUGUUUCACUGCCUUCUGAUUAGGGCUAGAGCUUUUACUGUUACCUUUAAAGUGCAGUUAAUUUAAUUUAGAAAUGACAAAGGUUGUGCCGAUUAUCAAGUAGCAGCGACGAACCAUUCAUGUUGCCGAAAGAGACAAUAAAAGGCACAUCUCUGCUAAGUAGUGAAAUCAAUGGUAGUUGCAAAAACAUUUCCAAGGAUUUUUUUAAGCCGGGACCAAACUUAGUAACUUACUCUCUACUGAAACCUUACAUCAUACAGGAAAUGAGGAAACCAAACUUUUAAACCAUUUAACAAUGCAUUAUCAUUUAGUUUUGACGAAAAAAUUGUUAAUUUAAUUUACACAUUCAAAAGCGCUCAAUGUUUAUUAUACAUUAUCAGUGAUUGAGUUUUCAUUUUAGAACUCUUGGUUUUUUUUACCCAUGUUUACACAUUUAACAUCGACCUUUUUAGAGCAAUUUACACUCUGAGAGUCCCAGGCCAGUGAAGCAUAUUGUAAGCGUGGGAGAAAAAGUGUCCAGUCAAUUGUCUCCCAUGUCCCCCUGGGGACAAUAAACGUCAGGAAGCUCAUCUUGUGGCACUGGUGCAGAGACAUAUCGGCAGCUGUAUGGCAUAACAGGAUCUAUGGUGAGAGCGCCAUUGUUUAGCCAGUAUUCAUUAGACUGGUAAUCUACUUCACGGUCAUUCAGAAAACUGCAAUACAGACGACUGUACUCAAACAGAGCAGAAGUCAGUUUUUUAUUAAAAAUAUUCCUCAGAAUGCCCCCCCAAAAAACCUAAUAUGAAAGAACAAUCUAUAGGUUACUCAGCAAAAUAAUUUCAAAACAAUUUUUGUGUGGGUGGAGCACAUUGCAGCCGUAGCUCAGCUAGCAUGGUGUUAAAGCUAGUACAGGGUUUAAAAUUGUACUUUGAUAAUACAAUAUUCCCCCUUAAGACACACAUAUACAAACAGCUCUCCCGCCCGCUAAAUGAAAUCGUUGAAAUUUGAAUUGAGCAGUUAACGAGGUGGUUAGAUUUAUGACGCUGAGCUCUCUCCCCCUCUAGGCAACACAUGUUGUUGUCAGCCGAGCUGAGCUAUGUGGAGGCCUCUGCCUCUCCAUCAGCGGGAGAGAGUGAACAGAAAUAUAUGGCUCGAGCUGGCAGUACUCGUCCUUCCUCUGUUCCUCCUCGUUCCACGAAGCACAUAAAAACCACUGGAUGCUCUCCCCUUCCGCUGUCUCUUUUUGCCUCCUGCCGUACCCGUCUCUGUCGGUCCAGACUGAAUCACUACUAACCCUCCGUCUCUUGUCUGUGGCAGCAGCACAUGGCUUCUGAAGGAGGCAAAAAUCCCCACAAUCCGCCACAGACCCCUCUCUCACACACACACACACACACACACACACACACAUACACAUCCAUCACCCCACUCACCACCCCUCCCAUCAAUCUAACAGGGUUUAAGAAGCUACAAGCUCAAAGGCUAAACUAGCUCCCAUAGACACGCAUCUGUGCUAAGCUACGCUAGUUCAUCACAGCCUCCAUACACACACACACACACACACACACACACACACACACACAUAUACACACACACACACACACACACACACACACACACAGCAAUGCUAAGCUAGCUUCCUUUCGUUGACAUACAUCCACAGCCGGGUUACGCCAGCUGUUGACAUCUUUAAACAAACACAAAGAGAGGACAUGGAAGAGACAUUUUAAUGUUCUUAUUUUUAGCACAUCAUCGACACAGGGUAAAUAAUAAGAGUGAAGAACACAAUUUAUUUAUGUUUGGGUAAGUCAUUACCCUCCUCUCUCUCUCUCUCUCUCUCUCUCUCUCUCUCUCUCUCUCUCUAUCACUUUGGAAGGGUUCACUUGCAUUAGCGGACACCAAUGCGAAGAAGUCCACAUUUUAUAUUGUUUUGUUUUGUUCUCACAUAUCUUGACUUUUAACGUGGAUACAGGGUAUAUAUUUGAACAAAAAUGCAUGUCCCAGAAAUCGGAGCUGAUGUGUAUCACACAUUUUUAAAACAACUAGGUUGAUUUGUUUAAACGAUCAGUGAGUGGAGUUUUGGGACAACACACACGUCAGGCUGUUUCAGCCAGUGUUCAAGCUGUGUGGGGUUGACCCCCACUACUCUCUCUGCCGUUCUGGAACUCAACCUUUGGUAUGUUUUUUUUAAAAGUGCAGAUUUACACAAACGCUUUCAUCUGGGCAUCAUUGUUGCACUUAGAGUUUACAUUUUGAUGGUUAAAAGGAAAAAAUAAUAAUAAUAAAAUCUUAUUUUGAAGACGGUAGGCCCUCCAAUCAAAGCGUCUUUCGCCAAUGUGUGUUCAAGUGAACAUUCAUAUAUAAAUAUUUAUUUGUUAUAGCCAGUUUAAAAAAGACUUUCUGUUUUGUAUUAUUAUUAUUAUUAUUAUUAUUAUUAUUUAUCCUUCAUGUAUUUAUAUCGAGAAAAAAUACUGUACUUUUUUAGUAUUUACCUGUUAUGAAAGAAAAAAAAAAAACAUUGUGUUUCUUCUUGUCCCUUGUACUGAAGUUACAUUUUUUAGUUCUUGUAUUUUAGAAGAAAAUAAGUAGUUUUUAUGUUCCUAUAAUGACCCUUGUACAUACAUGUCUUGGCUUGUACAGGGAAAAAGGCAUGGGUGGGGAUUGGUGACCCAUCCGUGCAUAGUCUGAAAAUUUAGACAACUAUUAGCUGGAAAAAAGAACAAGUCUUUUUGGAGAAAAACAACUUAUUUCUUUGUCCUUUGUAGCUCCUUUUUCUUUCCUUGUUGAGAGAGUUGUCUGUCGAACAAUUCUUUAAUAAAAUGUUAUGUUAUUCAGA
This is a messenger RNA of Sander lucioperca (pikeperch), 5274 nucleotides long. RefSeq names its product homeobox B3a (gene hoxb3a). Gene Ontology annotation, biological process: regulation of transcription by RNA polymerase II. Bases 808 to 2271 code for a protein of 487 amino acids. Gene Ontology annotation, cellular component: nucleus. The transcript is spliced from 5 exons. The record is from RefSeq and is a predicted model, not a curated record. Gene Ontology annotation, molecular function: DNA-binding transcription factor activity, RNA polymerase II-specific; RNA polymerase II cis-regulatory region sequence-specific DNA binding. Lineage: Eukaryota; Metazoa; Chordata; Actinopteri; Perciformes; Percidae.